Molecule: messenger RNA, 1047 nt
Organism: Lotus japonicus
Lineage: Eukaryota; Viridiplantae; Streptophyta; Magnoliopsida; Fabales; Fabaceae
Product: UPF0548 protein At2g17695
Exons: 6
Coding region: 220-801 (193 amino acids)
Source: RefSeq, a predicted model, not a curated record
AAUAAAUGUGUUGAAAACUUAUUACCAACAGCUAACUUAGAAGAUUAGAUUGAAUUCUUCAAAACCACAAAUAUUCCCAGCGAAGUUCCUUGUUCACGUUUGGUCAAAUUAAUAAUGUUCAAAACAGUACCCUGGUAGUUCCCACACAGCUACGAUUAAAGGCUACAAAAAUCGCGUAGACACUCACUACCGUCACUUGCAAACGCCACCACUCCCGAGAUGUUUUUCUUGAGCUGGGGUCGCCCCUCUCCCCAAGACCAAAAAGCUUGCAUCAAUAAGGCAGGUACAUUCAACUAUGAUGAUAAAUAUAAAGGAGCUACUGCUAAAUCCUUGUCUUCUCUCAAAGCUGAUGAGGGGCUCUCCAAAGAUGGAUUUUUACUGAAUAAUGCGCGGGUUCUGAUGGGUUCUGGUGUUGAGACCUUUGAAAAGGGCAAGAGUGCUCUACGAAGCUGGAGGCAUUUUGGAUUGAAUUGGGCAUUUGUUGAUCCGAAAACACCAGUUCAACAAGGAGUUACGUUCUGUGUUUGUGUCAAGGAGUUCCUCCCAUGGGUCAUGAUGCCACUUCAGAUUGCAUAUGUAAAUGAAACCAGCACUACCAAAAACCGCGUGGCCUCAUUUGGUUUUGGAAGCGGAACUCUUAAUGGUCACUUACUGGCAGGAGAAGAGCGCUUUUCGAUUGAGAUUGAUGAGAACAAUCAAGUUUGCAAGCUAACCAGAGGAGGAAUGUGUUAUCAAAAUUCAGAACAAUCAGUUAUCAGUAGCUUUCACUGCAAUGCUUUUCAAGUUAAAUCUACAUCAUGAGCGUAAUGAUGGAUUCAACACAUUCAGUAACUCUUAUCAUUAAUUAGAGCUUGAUAGUUAUAUGCUUAAACAUUUAAGCAUAUUUGCAUACCCUUUAGCUCUAAAUAAUGGACAAGUGUCUCAAUAGAGUCAAUACUCAAUACUAAAAGUUUAACUAACCAUCAAUUUGCAUCAAUGUGACAAUGUUGUGAUAUGUGUUACUGAUUAACGGUGUCUUCUAAUGUCAUCUAUUCAACUUUUGUUCGA